Seriola dumerili (greater amberjack) is the source of this 4046-nucleotide messenger RNA. RefSeq names its product neurexophilin and PC-esterase domain family member 3 (gene nxpe3). The transcript has 7 exons. Lineage: Eukaryota; Metazoa; Chordata; Actinopteri; Carangiformes; Carangidae. Bases 374 to 2107 code for a protein of 577 amino acids. The record is from RefSeq and is a predicted model, not a curated record.
ACCAUCCCUGAUGUGCCACUCAAACCGCCGCUGUUUGCACUUCUCCGGUCAGCCGUCCGCUUCGUCACCCUCCUCCGUCCGUACAACGGUCCGACGUUAUGCUAAUCUGCCGUCGUAAUGUCCGUUCAUGUGAUUGAUGACUCAAGAUGGAGAUGAAAUGAAAUGUGAACCGGUCGGAUGUUUACAGUGUCCAGUGCCACGAACGUCUGUAAGGCUCUUUAAUCUGCUUGUUUCAACAUGGAGACGUUUCUAAGCCUGGAGGAAUUGUCCAUUUGUCAGCAUUGGGCACUGGGGACGAAGUGAUGCCAUCAUCGCCGUGGUGACAGCAGAGAGAGAAGAAGGGCCUGAUCAUGGGAGACAGAAGGAGGUCACCAUGUGCCGAAAUCUAUCCAGAUAUGCCCUCGUCUUCCUCUUCCUAGCUCUUUCUGGACUCAUCUUCCUGUUGCGCAACAUUCACACUGUGGAGAGCUGGAAUUGCCACACGAUUUCAGCCCUGUACCAGCUACAGAGCAGGAUCCAUUCAUCCUUCAUCUCGGUCAAUCUCCCCACUUUUUAUCACAACCGCACCUUCUGCGCUCAUCUGGGCCAAAAACCCUCUCCCGAAGAUGAACUGGAAGAGCGCUAUUUGUUGGACUCUAUCGCGUGGCCCGGGCCUCCGCCUCGCUCUGCACCAACUGCCUUGCGCCAGACGAGCGACCCUGUGCACAGCCUGUUUGCCAUCCUCCCCACUAAAGGAGGAAGAGAGUGGCAUGUGGGAGACCAGCUGGAGGCCCUCGUCCAAAUGCAUGACUUCCAGGGUCGCCCCAAACGCUAUGGUGGGGAUUUCCUUUUGGCCAGACUGCACUCUCCAGAGCUUGGAGCAGGUGUAGCAGGUAAAGUGCUGGACCACAGGAAUGGAUUUUACUCUGCUCUGUUCCCUCUCCUCUGGGUGGGAUCUGCACAUGUUGAGAUUACGUUGGUGCACUCCAGCGAGGCAGUCGCUGUGCUGCGACGGCUGAGGGAAGAACGUCCAGAUCGGGUGUUUUUCAAGAGCCUCUUUCGCUUGGGUUUCCUCUCUGAAACUACUGUGUGUAACAUGUGCCUGCCCCCAGAUCAGCAGCCUCUGUGCAACUACACAGAUCUUUACACAGGGGAGCCCUGGUACUGCUACAAGCCUAAAAUGCUCAGCUGUGACACCAGAGUCAACCAUGCCAAAGGAGGCUACCUAAAACACCUCAUCACCAAUAAGGAAGCAUUGCUCUUCCAGAGUGGUGUAAACAUCAAAGUUUGCAUACAUGCUUCAGGACCCGACAGAAUCAAUGUGCUGCCACCAAGGAAAGAUAAAGUAGAGGUAGACAGCAGCAGUGUAAAACCAGAACCUAUUGAGCUAGCACCAUCUGGAUAUUACCACAUGGAGUCGUGGAGGGCGUUAGGUGGCGUUACAAUGCGCCACUUCAAUGAAUCAUCUGCCAUCACUCAGUGUUUGCGGAACAAGGUGAUCAACAUGUAUGGAGACUCCACCGUCAGGCAGUGGUUCGAGUACCUCAUUGCUCUCGUACCAGAAUUAAAGGAAUUCAACCUCCACAGUCCCAAAAACGUUGGGCCUUUCAUGGCAGUGGACAGCACUCAUAAUAUUCUCUUGAAGUAUCGCUGCCAUGGCCCGCCCAUCCGCUUCUCCACCGUCAUGUCCAGCGAGUUGAGGUACAUUUCAAAUGAGCUGGACGGCCUUUCUGGUGGUCCCAACACUGUUGUGGUCCUCAGCAUCUGGGCCCAUUUCAGCACCUUUCCUGUGGAGGUAUACAUACGACGGCUGCGUCACAUUCGGCGGGCUUUGUUACGACUUCUGGACCGAGCGCCGGGGACGCUCAUUGUGAUCCGCUCAGCCAACCUCCAAGCCUUGGACCAAGAGGUGAGCCUGUAUAACAGCGACUGGUACUCCCUGCAGCUGGAUAAGGUGCUCAGGGCCAUGUUCAAGGGAAUGAGCGUUCUGCUGGUGGAUGCCUGGCAAAUGACUUUAGCACACCACCUCCCCCACGCCCUCCAUCCACCCCCAACCAUCGUCAAGAACAUGAUAGAUAUGCUUCUUUCUUACGUUUGCCCGGAGAAGAAAAAGAGCCAACAGAAAUAGAAGUACAGAGACAAACUAAGGAGUUUGCUGUGUGAAUCCACCAAUUGGUUCCUUGACAUCCAAACACUUAUUUCUUUGUUUGGCUUUAUUAACAACUAAAGUGUCUGAGGCUACAUACCCUUUAAAUACCAUCUUUACUAAGAGGUUGACCAAAUUGCUUGUACUGAUCUCUGUUUAGAUGCCUGUUAUAUUUAUUUUUUAUCCCCAUAAAACUUAAUUUUUUCAGAAAUGCCAAAGACCUUGGUAACAAAAACAGAUGGUAACAUUAACUAUUAACAUGCCAAAGUGUUUUUUUUGUGUGUGUGAGUGUGUGCGUAUGCCGUACUCUUACUUAAACCUGCAGUGUGGAACUUUUGCCCCGCCCCUCUGGCAGUCAGAGUAAUUACACAAUGACACAGGCCACAACAAUGUAAGGUGUGUUUGUCCUCGCUGUGGAUCGCUUUCUUUGUUGGACUGUAAUCCUUCCUCUGAAUGUGCGAGUUUCUUUUGUAUCUGGAGCAUCAGAAACUUUUCUCGGAUGCCUUCAAGGUUUUUCCACCAUUACUCCUAGCUGGCGUAUCCUGCGCCAUCUCCAUCGCUACGGUUGCUCCCCUCUUCGGCCCGGGCAAACCAAUCAUCGCUGGUUUCUCGGUGUGUAUCAGAGCGGGAAUGUCGCCACAGACACCUGAUUGGCUUUAUCAGCGCUGUGUGAACUCGUUUGGCAAGGGCUUGAAUGUAACAGACUUUUAUUUAUUUGUGAAAGUCCAGCACUCCAGCUUUAAGUUGCCCAUGUUUGGUGUUGGUAUUCUUUCCAGAUUCAAAAUGAGCUUUGUUUUUCUGUUUAUUUGUUGAUUAUUUUUGCCAGAGGUUCAGCCUCAGUGAGCUCUUGUUUCAAAGAUUUUUCUCAGGCUGUUCAUUGUUGAAAUCUGCUCUCAUGUUCUGAGCCAUGUUACAAUAUGCCGACCGUUGUCUCCAUUUGUUGCUACGUGUAAUUUGUCAAUUUGUGUUUUAAAAAAAAAACAUUUUGCAAUGUUACGUUUAUAUAACUCAUUAUGAGAAACAAAAGUUUACGAUACAACCAUGAUCCAAACAUUAGGACAGCUUAAAAUGUACUAUUUUUCUGUUAUCAAAAAAAUAUAUAUAUUACAUUUUUAUUUAAAGGACAAAACCUGCACAGUUACCGUCAGCUCUUUUGGUAACCAACAGCUUUUAUAUCCCCACGACUGGAAAGAUUUUGCUGUACAAGAUGUUCACAUUGUUUCAGUUGACUUUUUACCUGAUGACUUCUCUAAGUGACAGAUCUGCCUCUCAGCCUUUCAGACCCAAUAAGCUCCUCCAAGGUUUGGAAAAGGUUCACACAUCAAGUCAAACUCAGUGGCAGUGGUGUGUGUGUACUUGACCUUGUUAAGGGUUGACCUUUACGUUUCUAAUGACUCUUUUGUAUUAAUAGUUAACUUUCUAUUAGAGAAAUCAUUUUUCAUAACCAGCAUCAAUUCUGGGUGUUUUAUAUGGACAUUUGAGGGUCAGUUUAACAUGAUCAGAUACUGUACAAUGUCACAUGUUCAUCGUAGAAAAGACGAUUGGAGAGGAGAGGUCUGUGUGAUAAAAAAGAUAAUGUGCCUAUUUUGUAUCUGAUUCUGUUUGUCCCUGACAGAGACCAGAGAGUAUUCAAUCGUGAUUUAUAAUAACUGAAUUGCUGUCAUGUAUUUGCUGUUGUUUUGCUUUUUCUAACAUUGUUAAAAGGACCAGUUCAUGACUGUGGAGCCUGGAGGCCAUUGCCAUGUGUUCACUCAAGCUGUGGGUCAGAUCAAGCAUUCAAAGGAGGCUGGAGCAGGAGCUGGUUUAUUAUUAUUAUUAUUAUUAUUAAUUAAUAUUAAAACGAUGAUUCGUCUUUUUUGAUCCUGAAGCCUGUGGUACAGUCCAAUAAACUAAACUGCAACAAUGGCAGCGUUAAGCGUCA